AUGCUGGUCUCUCUCACCGUUGGCAAGGUCGACGCCGGUGUCGCGGUGUUGUUGACUGAAGAUAAACGCCUUGUAAGCAUCCCGCCCAUGGUCCCAGAAGAUGACCACUGUGCAGGCGCACCCCUGCCAUUCACCCACCUUGCCAUUGACAGGCUACAGAUUGAGUUUCCCUCGAUAUUGCUACCCCCCGACAUCUCCUCUGGCUCCAUGGUCGAUAUCGAAGUCGGCCGCAAUUACAAAGCAGAAGCAGAUGCCCAGCGAGCCUUUCAAGAGCUUCAGACGGAGAUCUUCCAGACCUUUGGCCAGCGCACGCCCUCUGCACCCGUCCUCAAAUGUCGAAAUGCCACACAAACCUCAGUUGUCCUCGAGUGGGACCCAAUCGACAUUGCGACUGCCGAACUACGCAGCCUUACCCUAUAUCGCAAUGGCAGCAAGGCAGGCACUAUACCGAAGCCCAGCGAGAACCACAGCACCAAGUUGAGUGGCUUGGCUGUCGAUACAGAAUACACCUUCCACCUCGUACUCAAGACCAGCGCGGGCAAUUUCAGUAGCGAGAAGCUCAAGGUACAAACGCACAAGAUGACAGAUCUGUCUGGUAUCACAAUCACACCAGGACAUAUGCCUGCUGCUUUACGCGAGUCACUCCAAAGAUCAGUAGAACGAAUCGGCGCAAAAAUCGCAGACACUGUUCGUAUCGAUACGACGCAUUUUGUAUGCACAGAAGGUAGAGGGCCAGCAUGGGAGAAGGCAGUGGAGAACAACAUACCCGUCGUCGUGCCAGACUGGGUACUAGGGUGCGAGAGAGAGGGCAGAAUUGUCGGUGUGAGGGGAUACUACCUGAAUGCUGAUCCACGAUUACGGAAUGUUGGUCCAGGUGGAUCGCAGGUACCCCAACAAGGAACUCAACAGCAACAACAACAGCAGCCCAGAAGUCCCGUGUUAAGUCCACGGACAGAGAUUACCCCACCUACCCCGGACAGACCCACACAGGACCGCAACACCAACACAGCACCACCUCCCCCACCUCCAAAAGACACAGCAAGCGAAAGGAGCAAUGCCAGCACACCAGAACCGAGGAGCCAACCAGCGCAACAAAAGGCCAGUACAGAAGACUUGAAACCACAGUCGGAAGAGCAAAGGCAGCAAAACACGAGCGAGGAUGAGUCGGAACCUGAGGCAAGCAACGAGAAGGCAGUCGAGGCAGGCCUACCGAACAGACCGAAAUCAGGGCAACCGUCAGUCGAGGACGAUGAUGAUGGAGGAAGCUUCCAAGAAGUGGACCUAUGA
Plenodomus lingam JN3 is the source of this 1287-nucleotide messenger RNA. RefSeq lists its product as uncharacterized. The record is from RefSeq and is a predicted model, not a curated record. Gene Ontology annotation, molecular function: protein dimerization activity. Lineage: Eukaryota; Fungi; Ascomycota; Dothideomycetes; Pleosporales; Leptosphaeriaceae. Gene Ontology annotation, biological process: Golgi to plasma membrane transport; conjugation with cellular fusion. Gene Ontology annotation, cellular component: exomer complex; trans-Golgi network.